AGAGUUCGCAAGUGACAAGGGAGCAGUGGAAACAACGACGCGGUUCAUAAAUUGACAAAGGUUGGGUGGCGGAGGCACACAAGCAGCGGGUUGUGCUUACUACCCUCCGCAUGAGUAAGCAUCAUCAACUAUUUUGGAGAGACAAAUUUGUUCAGUUUACAAAUGAAAUCCAUGUUUGCUUUUAGUGGCUUCAAUGGCUUUGGCCAGUUCGGCCACAAUCGUCAGCGAAGCGGAAACGCUUUUACAGAUAUCUGUUUAAAAAAGUUAAUGACCGAACAACAAAGUACUUCGCUUAUAGCAGUCAGUUGGAGUUACGCUGCCUACGCCACAGAAAAUAAGCUCGUGCUGCGUGGCUUUUUAUCUAGUAAACCCAAUACCACAAUAUGCGUACAAACUGCAGAGAUCAUUACACAAUUGGCUGCUUGUGAUAGAUUCUGUCUGGUGCUAUGUAAAAAUGGUAAACUAUUUAAAAUUCGCCCUGAAAUAGAAGCGAAACUGGAAGAGGUGAAGCUUGAAAUUGAAGUGCAUUCGUUUACCCAAAAACGUUCGAUUUUCGGCGAACCGAAGUCAACAGUAAAUAAAGAAGAAUGCUUUAUCGUCACCCACAUCGCGUGCGGCUCUAAUAUCACAGCGGCUGUUAGUGCGACAAAUGCAGUCUAUAGCGUGCCCAGCAAAAUUCAUCAAUUUGCAAAGCACUUUCGCGUGCGACAAUUGAUAUGUGGGUUCGAACAUGCACUGCUGCUUAGCGCCAACGGUGAUAUCUAUAGUUGGGGCAACGGAUUUCGAGGGCAAUUGGGACAGGAUGUGUUGCGUGUGGAAGAGGUGCCGAUGCUGAUAGAAGCGCUAGCAGGAAUUAAAGUAGCUAUCAUUGAAAUGUUCCAGUCUCGU
Messenger RNA from Rhagoletis zephyria (snowberry fruit fly), 888 nucleotides. RefSeq lists its product as uncharacterized. The record is from RefSeq and is a predicted model, not a curated record. NCBI's taxonomy places the organism in Eukaryota, Metazoa, Arthropoda, Insecta, Diptera, Tephritidae.